AUGUUCUUCUUCUUUGUAUGCGGUGAGCACACUUUCCGCAGUGAUGUGGAAGGCUUCGAAGGUCUUACAGUGCAAUGCUUCCACUGUGGAAACAUGGCCGCACAUGUUGUAAAGAGUCGUCCCUUCUUUACUGUUUGCUGGAUUCCCCUAAUUCCUCAUACCAUUUCUGGUUAUAAGGACGUUGCUUGUAACAUUUGCAACUUCCAUCAACCGCUUGAAAGUCGCCAGGAUGUCUUAGCCAUGGCCAACGGCGGCAACGGUCAAAUGCAAAAUCAAGGGUAUCAAAUGCAGCCUCCGCCCCAAGGAGGCCCCCAAGGUCCGCCCAAUGGACAAAAGCCGAACUACGGUUAA
This is a messenger RNA of [Torrubiella] hemipterigena, 351 nucleotides long. The record is from the annotation of a GenBank genome assembly. Lineage: Eukaryota; Fungi; Ascomycota; Sordariomycetes; Hypocreales; Clavicipitaceae.